This is a messenger RNA of Salvelinus namaycush (lake trout), 3268 nucleotides long. Its product is annotated as CMP-N-acetylneuraminate-beta-galactosamide-alpha-2,3-sialyltransferase 1-like. NCBI's taxonomy places the organism in Eukaryota, Metazoa, Chordata, Actinopteri, Salmoniformes, Salmonidae. The transcript is spliced from 6 exons. The record is from RefSeq and is a predicted model, not a curated record. Bases 119 to 1096 code for a protein of 325 amino acids. Gene Ontology annotation, molecular function: beta-galactoside (CMP) alpha-2,3-sialyltransferase activity.
UCGGAGAGUUCCGACUUCCCAGAUCCUUGAUGAUUUGAAACCAGCAUUAUUAGGGGCGUUGUCACAUAUUCAUUAUUGAUCUCUUCACAGGUGGUGAGGAUUCUAUACCACCUACGAAAUGAGUAUCUUCAGGAUUAGAAAAUGCCUUCUAACCACGGUUCUACUCUGCAUCACUACUAUCAUUGUGUUUUAUUCUGGACAGCAAUCCUCCAAUUCAUUUGUUGAUUUUGUAAAAAAUGCCUUUCGGCCGCUGGACCGUAUCUUCUCUCCACCGCCGGACGACGACCCAUGGUUUCAGAAGCGCUUCAUCAGAUCUAUCAAACCAUUUCUGACGAGAGAGAACAAGGAACUCCCCGAUGAUACCAGAACGUGGUGGCGGGAAAUCCAGAAUGACAAUAGCACAGCCAAAUUCAGCGAGGUGGUGGAGAAGUUGUUCCAGGUCAUCCCUGAUGCUGACCUCCACAUGGACGCGGGCCAUGAGCGCCAUGGAAGCUGUGCUGUGGUGGGGAACUCUGGGAACCUCAAGGGUUCCCACUUCGGAGCCCUCAUAGACUCCAGUGACGUCGUCAUAAGAAUGAACAAGGCUCCUACCUCUGGCUAUGAGGGGGAUGUUGGGAAACGGACCACGUAUCACGUCAUGUACCCAGAGAGUGCAAUAGACCUGGACAACACCACCAGGUUCCUGUUGAUCCCUUUCAAGACUCUGGACCUUCAGUGGCUACCAGGCGCCAUGACCACUGGGUCUCACAUCACUUUGUCAUAUUUACCACUUAGACAGAAGAUAAAGGCCAACAAAGAUUUGGUAUUGGUUCUGAAUCCUGUGUUUAUGAAAUAUGUUCAUGAAACCUGGCUUGACUAUCAGGGCAAAUACCCCUCCACUGGAUUCAUGGCUUUGAUAUUAUCCCUACACAUCUGUGACAAGGUGAAUGUGUAUGGAUUUGGGAAAGACAAAGAUGGGAACUGGCACCACUACUGGGAAACCCUAGUCGAUAAAAAUCUCCAAACUGGAAUACACGAUGGAAACUAUGAGUACAACGUCACCAUGAGGCUCUCGGAAAUGCACAAACUACAGUUAUUUAAGGGAUUUCGCUUAUAAUUCAUAAAGAUAAUUUCCCUUACAGCUGUAUAUACACUAUAAAAAGCUUUUUAUUAAAGCGGAUUAAUCAAAUAGGUGUUAGCCUAUUGUCUACAUUGCACAGCAUUUACGUGCUGAAAUACCUUGUCCUUUUAUCUGCACUACCGUUUUUGGUUUUGUGUGAACUUGAACAAUGUGGGGCCAUACUUAUGAACUUUGGCUUAGACCAUGGUUUAACCAUUGGUCUAAAAUGGCUAGCUUGUCUCAUAGGCCAACCUGGCCAAAUUAGCCACGAUGCUGUGGACGGCCAGCAGAUUAUAUCCAGUAACAAAUUCCGUCUCGGCCAGUUUAAAAUUGGCAUGAUCCAAUGCGUUUUUUUCACUAAUGCAUCCUUAACAGAAGUCCACUGGCACGUUCUUAUACUCAAAUUAACUGCAUCACAUGCAAAAUUCUGUCUGGAUGAUUACCUCAGUGUAAGACUCCUAGUUCCUGACAAUAUUCACCACCUGUGACGUAAGUAUGAAUCUCCCGUGUUAUAAUUUUUCUGUUUCAACCUGUGAACUUACAUUCAUUGUGGUAUUGUUAAGGAAACUACAGCCGUCACCUUAAAAAUGAAGCCUAAGAAUGAAUUUCAUAAAGCGCUAGGCCUACGCCUUCAGCCUUCACCAACACUGCUACUAGGGCCUAAUAAUCUCAGCAUAUGAGGCUGCAUGGAUGUGUACACUACACUACAUGUAAGAUAGGGCUACAAUGUUUUUAUAAUCAUUAUCUAGCCUACCUUGUUUAACAGUGUAAUUUGACUGGUCUGGCUAGGUUCACCAAGUGUCCAGUAAAGGGCGAAGCUACUCCAGAAAUCCGCUGAGGUGAAGCCUCAUGGCUUCACUACUUAUGAAGCCCAUUCAGUAAGCGACUGACUGCUCUCCUAUUCUGUAACACAUGCUAUUGACUGGCUGGCUUAGCCUAUAUAGACAUUCAGAUCGACAAUAGAGCCAUCUUCAUUGUCAUGGACGUGUUAUUUGCUGGGCUAGCGUAUAUCAACACGAUAGCCUAUUGCCGGUUUAAAUAGCUAUUGAAAGCAAAAUGAUGUCCAAAAUUGUGUUGAUAUAGGCAAGCCUAGCCUACUAUAGGUUGAAUGUUACACGUAUUCACCCCAGAUAGUGUCCCCCUAGCUAUAACCUAUUGAAAAUGGGACUUUAGUUUAGCCUACACUUCAAAUAUUUAUUUGGCCUACACUAAUUCUGGUUGUAUUGUGAAUCGAAGAGCAGGUAACACGUAGUAAAUAAACAUUAAAGGAGCUUGGAGUCACUCCGACUGAAAGGCUAUAGGGUUAGGCCAAAAAAUAUUACAAAUAUUAGUCACUACAAUGAAUCUUGGUGAAAUUACAUGUGUACACUUAAUUGUAUAAGGUUUUUAUAUGCAUUUUGAUCAUCGCCUACUUUUGUGCUAUUUCCCUCGAGGACCAGCAGUGGAGGGUUUGCUCCUUAAAACAAUCUUGCCCCAAAUGGGAUUCAAACUCACAGCCACAAUUUUUUUAUUUUUUUUUAACCUUUUAUUUAACUAGGCAAUUCAGUUAAGAACAAAUUCUUAUUGUCAAUGACGGCCUAGGAACAGUGGGUUAACUGCCUUGUUUAGGGGCAGAACGACAGAUUUUUACCUUGUCAGCUCAGGGAUUCGAUCUUGCAACCUUUAGGUUUAUUUAGAAUUGAAGUUGCAUUGUAUCGCAGACCUGUAGCCUACUGUCCACCACAGAUUGUUUGUGGACUGAUUUGCGGAGUACGGGCACAGGUCACGUCAACAUGGAUAUCUAAGAUGGAACGCAUUCUCAGGAAUUUCUAUGUUGAUGGGUGUUUUCAAAUGUUUUUGUGUGAAAUGUUUUAGGCUAGACUUCUGAUAUGUUGAAAUAUAUUAAGCAUUGGCCGUUAUGAUAACUAUGAAGAAAUAUUGUUUGUGAAGGGAAGUAUUCAUUUUAAAGAUGCACUCUCAAAUGUUUGUAUAAUUUCAGAUAGUUUUGAGUGGGGCUCAUGAGCCAAAAGUGGUCCCCACUUUUUUUUGUGUGUGUACUACGUCAUUCAUUUAGUUAUUUUAUUUUUACAAAAUGUGUGAUAUCAUACAUCUUCAUUCUGCAACUUGACUCAGUCAGUGUUUACUGUGUUUUUGUUUAUGUAUACAAAAUAAACUGAAAUAUCACAUUUA